AUACAAGUCAGAAGAGUCAGAAGAGAAGAGUCACUAGUCAGAAGCAGUGAGCAGCCACAAGUGUGAAGAGUGGGAAGGGUGAAUCCUGAGUCAAUAAGAGCUUCCGUAGCACUACUUCGACACCCGUCCGCCCCCGCCGUUCAAAUCUGCUCCUCGCCCCUUGCGACAUCAUACAAGUGAAGCGAAGCUCGCAGGAGCCUUCUUGCGCUGCUACACGCGUCUUAGGAGAUGUGGCUGUAAGUGCGCGGAGGAUGGCGUGGUGAAGGACAAGCAUGUUCAAAGUCGUGAGUGCAGGUCCAAAACACACGAUCCAAGCUCUCGAAGCUCUCGAAAGGAGUCAGCCAAGCUCUCCAGAAAAGGCGUCGAGCAUACAACCAUGCAAGCACCACCCACUGCUGUCGAGGAGCAAGACCCGGUCUCGGCCUCUGCGCCAGGCUGUGCUCCCCACACCUACGCGCCCUCCGCAACGCUUGCACGCGCAACCUAUCGACAUCUGCUCUCCUCCUCUUCUCUGGUACCCAGCAACCCGUUGCGCGUCAUUGCCCACUGUGACGUGGAUGCGGCCUAUGCAGCUUUCGAAGGUCGUCGAUUAGGUUUGGAUCCUCACGCGGUGCCGUUGGCCGUGCAACAAUGGACAGGUCUCAUAGCCGUCUCCUACGCCGCUCGAAGAGCAGGAGUGACGCGCUUCAUGAACAUCGAAGAGGCCAAGCAAAAGUGUCCAGAUCUGAGAUUGGUGCACGUCUCCACGUAUGCUCCUGGCUCGCCCGUUGCAGGCUACAACGCCGACCCUGAUCCAAGCACGCACAAAGUGAGCUUGGAUCCGUACAGGCAAGAGUCGCUAAAGCUGUUGCAAAUCUUCAAGCAAGGCCUGCCGCUCGGCGCAGUCGAAAAGGCGAGCAUAGACGAGUCUUACUUUGACUUGACCAUCGAAGUCAGGCGGGCCAUCUUGCAGGCUCAUCCUCACUUGUCCAACCCUCCGCUCACGUCCGACCAUCCAAACCCUCUGGAUGCUCCACUGCCUCUGCCCGUGCCCAAUAUCCUCGCAUGGGGCGGAGAGCGCGGAGAGGUGGUACCGGCGAAGCCCGUCUCUGGUCCAGUCGGUGACGACAUGAGCAUACAAGCGGUAUCGACGACAUCGGAGGAGAGACAGUGCAGCUGGACGGACGUGGCAUUAUGGUUCGGAGCUGGCAUCAUGAGCGAUGUGCGCGCGCGCGUUCGGGAAACGCUGGGAUACACGACGAGCGCAGGGAUCGCCAGCAACAAGACGUUGGCAAAGCUCUGCUCUUCCAUGCACAAACCCAACAUGCAGACUACCAUGCUGCCCGCCGCCGUGCCCGGCUUUCUGCAAGAUCUGCCCUUUCAAAAGAUUCGCUUCUUGGGAGGUCAGCUAGGCAGCGCGAUGGCCGAAGAGUGGGGCAACUCCACCGUGGGGGGACUCUGGCACAUUGGCAAGGACGAGAUGAGGGCUCGAUUUGGAGAGGAGAGCGACUGGGUGUGGAAUGUUCUGCGAGGCAUAGACCACGCGCCAAUCGUGGAUCGUAUCUCUACCAAAUCUAUGCUGGCUGCGAAAGCGGUACGACCUCCCAUACGCAAGAUGGAAGAAGCAUACCACUGGCUAGAAAUCCUCUCUACGGAACUGGGCGUCCGCUUGAACACUGCCAGACAAGAGAGCGAAGGUCUGUGGCCCAAGACGCUGACUGUGAGGUGGUUGGUAGCAGGAGGCAGACCCCAGAGCAGGCAGGCGCGAUUUCCAUACUCGAAGGAUUUUGCCGGUGCACCAACUCUUGGUGGAGCGAGAGGCUUGGCAUCCGCUUCCGAAGCUGUGAUCCCAGACUCGGAGAAGGAAAAAGCUACGAACGACAGGAUGUCGCAAGUGCAGUAUUCGGCUGGCUCGGCGUACAUCUUUGGACGCGCAAAGGACCUAUGGCGAGAAGCCAUGGGGGAAAGGCUCGCCAGAGCGGGAUCUGCGACGGGCGUGCAGGCGGACAAUUCCAAACCCAUCAUCAACAUCAGUCUGCAAUUCAGCGGACUCGAAAAGCUGGAAAGUGGACAGAGGGGAAUCGAAGCUUUUCUUGGCGCCGACACUAGCACAAGCGCGAACUCGAAUUCGAAUUCGAAUUCGAGCGGCCGCGCUACCGAAGGCUCGCCCGGAUCGAGAAAAUUCGGAAAUGGCGCGAGUGGGCAAGCGUACACAUCGAGGCCUGACAGUGCCGAGCAGGCCAGGCAGAGCGGCAAUCACAAAGGAAUAGCAAAGCUCUUUGGUCAACUCGCAUCGCCUGCCGAAAAUCAGCAGGCUGCGCUCUCCUCGUCGUCCGUCGCUCCCAGCUCGAGCUCGAGAGGGGCGCUCAAGCUGGAAGAAGAUCUGUUGCUGGAUGACCUCGACUUGCCCGACGAGGGUUCGUCUGCGCCAGUCCAGGCGAGGCGCGAAUGGAAGUGCGAAGAGUGUGGACAGAUGCUGAGCUGGACGGAUGAGCUUCGGCUUGUGCAGUCUCGGCCUGGGGACGAUCCUUCCGGUAGUGCGCGCGCACUCCUCGCUAGACAAGACGGGGCUCAGGACGCCGAAGCAGACUUUCUAGCCUCGGACGAAGAAGGAGAAAGAGAAGGACUUCAAAGCUUAGGGCAGUCAAACCCAUCCAACAAAACCGGGAACCAGAGCGCAUGCUUGACAACGCCCGACAUGGAAGAGGAAAUCAUGCAGAGCUUCCACAAUCGCAUUCAGGAUCACUCGGACUUUCACUACGCCACGAAGCUUGCUGAACAAUUUGGAGAUGCGCGCUCCGGUAAUGCAAAGAAUGCGCAACCUUCCGAUGCACAAGACCAAAGAAAGAAGAAGACGAAGAGGAGGAAAUUGGAGAGCUUUUUUGCCAAGGGAAAGUGAGGCGGGAGGGUGUGAGCUUGGACACCUAUUGCUUGCCUACUUCUCUCCUUCAACUUGAACGUGUAAUUGCUAUCAAGCAGGCUCGCAUCAGUCGUCUUGUACUCUGCAGCAGUGCACUGCUCUGUGCUGUCAAGUGUGACUACAUGUAUAUUACUCUUGGAUGCAAUGUACAGUACCAC
Messenger RNA from Ceraceosorus guamensis, 3057 nucleotides. Its product is annotated as DNA/RNA polymerase. Gene Ontology annotation, biological process: response to radiation; error-prone translesion synthesis. The record is from RefSeq and is a predicted model, not a curated record. Gene Ontology annotation, molecular function: DNA-directed DNA polymerase activity; damaged DNA binding. The transcript is spliced from 6 exons. Bases 377 to 2878 code for a protein of 833 amino acids. Gene Ontology annotation, cellular component: site of double-strand break; replication fork; nucleus. Lineage: Eukaryota; Fungi; Basidiomycota; Exobasidiomycetes; Ceraceosorales; Ceraceosoraceae.